Molecule: messenger RNA, 2031 nt
Organism: Sorghum bicolor (sorghum)
Lineage: Eukaryota; Viridiplantae; Streptophyta; Magnoliopsida; Poales; Poaceae
Exons: 7
Coding region: 153-1640 (495 amino acids)
Molecular function (GO): protein binding
Source: RefSeq, a predicted model, not a curated record
GUCGCACUCGCAGCGCCCGCGGCGCACGAGAGCACCGAGAACGUCACCGAGGCCGCCGUCUGAAAGCGAAAAGCCCCUUUGCGGCCUCUCGCUUUCUCCCCAACCCGAACCACAGCCCACAGCAGUCAGCAGCAGACCCUCUCCAUCCAUCCAUGGGACUGAGAUCCCCGCUCCUGCUCGUUCUCCUCCUCGCCGCCGCCGCCUUCCGGCCCGGCGCGGCCGCCUUCGCCCCUCCCACAGGCAGCAUCGUGAAGCAGCUGUCGUCGGUCGUCAGGUGGCCGCGGGGCGGGGGUCCCUCGACGCACGGGCCCAAGCUGCCCGGCCACUCUCAGUAUGCCGAUGGCCAUGUGGGGGUAUCUCUGCAAUUUGAGAGCGGCUACUUUGUAGAGACACUUGUUGAGGGUGACAAACUUGGUGUCACGCCGCACACCAUCAGAGUGUCUCCUGUUGAGGGUGGAGAGCUCCUUGCAGUCGACUCAGCACAUAGCAACAUUGUGCGGAUAACCCCGCCACUUUCUGAGUAUAGCAGGGGAAGACUGGUCGCUGGUUCUUUCCAGGGUCAUUCUGGUCAUAUAGAUGGUAAACCAAGUGAUGCCCGAUUCAAGCGCCCCACAGGCGUUGCCGUGGAUGAUAUGGGCAAUGUUUAUGUUGCUGAUACAGCAAACUUGGCGAUUCGAAAGAUUGGAGAAUCAGGAGUGACCACCAUUGCGGGUGGGAAAUCGAAUAUCCCAGGCUACAGGGAUGGCCCCAGUGAAGAUGCAAAGUUCUCUACAGACUUUGACGUGGUGUAUGUGAAGAAAAUGUGCUCUCUUCUGGUUAUUGAUCGUGGAAAUGCAGCCCUUAGGAAGAUUUCUCUUCCACAAGAAGACUGUACUUACCAGGAUUCUGCGCUUCUAUCUUCAGAUCUCAUAUUGGUCAUUGGUGCUGUUGUGGCUGGAUAUAUCUUUUCUGGUUUCCAACAUGGGUUUGGAUUCUCAGGCUCCGAGAAGGUAGAGGCACCUGAAAACGAGCAGCAUGAGAGCAGCACAAUUGGGAAGCCACCUCUGGUUGUGGAGAGCCUGAAAGAGGAACCAGGAGCUGGAUGGCCAUCCCUUGGGACGCUUAUCGCCGAUCUCCUGAAACUUGCUAUUGAGGGAGUGGGGAAACUACUACUCAGUGUCGUCCCUCAGCGCAUGCAACAUGGAAAGAAGAAAACAGAUCUCACUCCGCUGAGGGACAGGCUGGUGAUGCCCGAGGACAGAGAGGAGACCCCAGCAGCACAGAAGCUCAGCAGCACGCCAAUGAGGCCCGAGACAGUCCAUGCCCCUAAUGCUGUCCCUGAGACAGCAGUAAAGGCCCAGAAGAGCAUCAAGUCAUCCUCCAAGUUCAGGGAUUCAACCCUGUCAAGCAAGCACAGGUCCUCUAAGAGGCAGGAAUACGCAGACUUCUACGGCACCUCCGAGCCCGCACCAGUAGGUGCCAAGGUCCCAAAGGACAGGCUCCGCCACCGUCACCACCGUGAGAAGAGCGGGGAGGUCGCCUACGGGGCCGCCCAUCCCGAUCUGAAGCCCGCGGAAGCGAAGCCUGCUGAUUACAGUGAUCCCAAGUACGAUCCCUACAUGAGGAGCAAAUAUGCUGCCGAGAGUGGCUACAGGUAUUGAACAGCCAAAGGAACUCAUCUUCCCCCUUGCCAUCUACCUGGCAAUGUUGUAGUGUGAGCCAGCGUCCACAAGGGCAAAGCGAGGCGCAACAAAGCUGCUGCCGGUGCUGCUCAUGCCCAUGAGAUGUGGCAAGUAGUCAUCCUGUGGUUAGGUGAACCGUGGACGGGAGCCUGUGUGGACUGGCAUCUGGUUGGUUUUAGGAUGCUAAAAUGUAAUUUUUCGCAGAGGGCGACAUGUAGCCUUGCAGCAGUUUUGAUUUCGAUCUGCUGUUAGAUGUAUCCAUCCAUCCAUGCCUGCCUGUGGGUUGCUUGAGCUGGAGACCUGCGGUGCGUGUCGGCACCUGACAGGAGGUGACACCUCGUGACAGGUAAAUAAACCCUUUGCCGCCGAA